GCCGUCACGUACGCGCCGGUGGUCAUGCAGGUCCAGCCCUGGAGUUUUGUAGACGCCUCCACCGCCGCCGCCCCCAUGACCGCGGUGGCGCAGGUGGUGGCGCCAGGCGCUGGACCGCAGGCCUCUCUCCAGGUGCCCUUUCAGGCCGUCGCCCAGAUGGUCCCCAUGAUGGCGGCGCCUGCCGCCGAGGACGCGUCCAACGGCUUCGACAAGGAGGCGGCGAAGGCUCGCCGAACAAUCAAGAACGCCAGAUUCGCGGGCAGGCGAAACCCGUGAGCAGCUGCUGAAGGCAUCGGCGGGCGGGCCCGGGACCAGGGUCACCGCGGGCGGACGGCCGACAACUUCGCUGGCCUGCCCCGCGGCGGGGGCGCGCCCUGACUUUUCGUUGGCUUUCAUGCUCCCUUUAAACUUGCCCUGCAGGGUGUACCACAGUAUUCCUUCGUUUCACAGACCCCUGCCGCGUGCAGCAGAGGCAACAUAACGAUUGCAGACGCUCUCUAUUGCAGGGUGGAAUGCAGAGUGCGUCCAAUCUCCUACACAGACAGGACCUGUCCUCAGCUCAGGCAAUCCCGGCACCUAGAUCAAAUCACACCUUCUGCGCCCUCCAUGCUGUCGCCAUGUUCAUGCUUCAUGCCGCGAUCAUAUCGACGUGUGUCGUCAUAACUCCGUCGCUCAGCGCUCCUUUGCUGUCCAUUAUACGUGGAUGAGGGCGAUGUGUGCGCGCGCGUUCAAGCAGUCGGGCCAGCUUUCAUGAUUUGUCUCACUGCUUCCCUCGCGCAGUCGGACCUGUUCCCGUCUAGCAGUCUCUGGGUUCGAGGACGCUUGUAGGUACCAAUCCUUCAUGUGUGGCUGAGGGCGAUGUUCGUGGCGAUGGCGCAAGCAUCUGAGAGCAGAGCACGUCUGUGCUGCAAACAGUUGGCGCGCACCUGGUCCUUGUUGGCACUGAGCCCAUUCAGAACGUUCUUGCAUGCUCACACGCUUCCGUGGUCAGAAGAGGCCGCCUUCUUUCUCCCCCCCCUCAGCGGCAACCUUGCCCCUUACUUUUUCCACCUCGCCCUCUCUUGCAAUUCAUCUGGGUACUUCCGCGCCGCGCCGCUUCGUCCACGUCUGGUAUAUGCGUCCCAGUUCUGUUGGCAUCCCGCUCUCCUUCUAGGCUUCGUUUGCCCGAUCGCUCCAACAAGCGAGCUGUAGAUCAUUUGUCUUGCCUUAUUUGGCGGCAAGAUGCUGGCCAUGAUGAUUUUCCCAUAUGCGUAUCGCAUGCGGUUCUUCUUCGGUGAACCUAAUCGGAGGCACCUUCCAACGCACCUCCAACCCUCCCUUGUGGCUUGAGAAGGGUUCUCGUGCUCAAGUGUUCGGCGCAGCGUGACUUGCAGUCGGCUUGGCACGGCCGACGCUGGAACUGACGCAAUCACGAGAGCUGUUGGUAUUUGGAGCGAUGGGGACACCUAUCGUGAACCCAGCUGAGUAUCACCUUCUCAUGGCUCGCCAUUCGCUGAGUGCGGAUUGCUAGUCAGUAUUUUUGUAGCACCACGAGAGUUGGAAACUCCGCGGAGGUCGUGCAUUAGGUAGGUCGGAGGUCACUGACGUUGCGUAUUCAACGCGUUUCGCGUUUAUUGCCUCCCCACAGCGUCCCCGUAAUUGUUGAAGAAGGACGGGCCAAGGUGGCCGAAGGCAGGAGCACGCACGGUUCAUCACUUGUGGUGGCCUGUCGGAGCCAUUCCGCGCUCUUCGGAGUCUUUGGGGGGCCAUCUCGGUGCACGCGGCGUCGCUGUCGCCCAGCCAAGAAUCCAACUUUGUCGACGUGGGCGCUCUGGAUCCCGUCCGCUCUGUAUUCCAUCUUUGGCCGCCCUGCGUCGGAGAGACGAUCUCGGCGGGGAGAGGGCAGCAUGGGCGAUGACAGGCGCGGAUGAUGUACGAUGGCCGGUCGGGCUUCUGAGAGAAGACCGACGGGAUGCGCGGAGUUCUUGGG
Molecule: messenger RNA, 1969 nt
Organism: Prorocentrum cordatum
Lineage: Eukaryota; Dinophyceae; Prorocentrales; Prorocentraceae
Source: the annotation of a GenBank genome assembly